Babesia ovata is the source of this 636-nucleotide messenger RNA. RefSeq lists its product as hypothetical. NCBI's taxonomy places the organism in Eukaryota, Apicomplexa, Aconoidasida, Piroplasmida, Babesiidae. The transcript has a single exon. The record is from RefSeq and is a predicted model, not a curated record. The coding region runs from base 1 to 636 and encodes 211 amino acids.
AUGCCUGGCGGACUCGUCCCUGAGCGCCGCAAUUACCGGGUGAGACGGGUUGUUAUGCUUCGCCAUCUCGGUCUUGAUUUUUUCCUCAAAGGAGUACUCGAUGAUCCGCUUGGUGACCGUGUAGUAACGGUGCUUGAGUUUCUCAAGCGUGACAUCCUUCCUCCACUUAAACCGAUCGUGUAUUGCGACGAAUCUGAGCUCGAACAUCUCGCAAAGAUCAAAGAGGAGGUCGGUUUCCUCCUUGGUCCACGACGGGUCGAGGUCGCCGAUCUGAUACCGGUAGAACUCAUCGGAGUAGCGAUAAAUUUUUAUUGCCGGAGCUACCUUGGCGAACGGAUAAGAGUCUAUAGGGUUGUUUUCCUCGUCCAGUUUCGGCAGGGUGGACGUGACGUCCGAGUCGAGCGUUUCGGCGUAUUUCUCGUGAAGUUCCAGCGGCGCAUUAGGCGCAACCUUAGGUUGAUCCCGGGUCCUGGCGACUUGUCUCCAGUGCUUGAGGACCAGCCCGUCGGACCUCGCCGGGUUCCUGAAUGGGCAGAGUCUCCAUACAUUGGUAGAUGGCUUAUCGCCCGUUUGCGAUGUGUCGGUGCCAGGUGCCUGCAAAAGUAUUUAUAUAAGCCUCAUAGAUGCUGCAAAUGA